AUGUCGCCCCCGACCUUACGCCAGCUCUGUAUUGCAGCUGCGAUUCGGAACGUGAAGUAUCUCAAUGAUAUUGGCAACAUUCCUUAUGCGCUUGCCCGUCCUUUCCUUCUGAAGAUUGAGAGCCCAGAGAAGCUAAGAUCUCUCGAACUACAAUCACCACAUCUCAUAAACGAUGAUGCUGAGCUAUGGUUGGAGUUUCUUAAGCGGGAUAUACCCAAUCUAGAGGAGUACCAGUUACCAGAGCAGCCGGACUGCUGGUACGACCUGUAUUGCGAACUGCGAGAGGAGGUACAAAGGGGAGUCGAUGAGGAUGCGGAGAAACUCAAAAUGGCCCUCGAUGGCUUAAAUUCAGAACGAGCGAAGCAUAGUACCAAAUUCGUGGCCGACCGACGGACCAUCGGCGUCCCGCGAAGCCGGACAACAGCUAGGCAUCGGUUUAGUACAUUCGGAGGCUUCACGCCGAAGAAAAGCAACAUAUUUUCGGCUACAAGACGAAACAACGCCCUGACUGUCCCUACAAAGCAACUUAACAACAGGGCGACGCAGGUGCGGCAGGCUCCGCGCUCCCUGAUAGAGGAACAUCGUCGACCUGCUGAGCCGGCCAUUGCUCGGCGACCACCACUACGAGCACCUGGGCGCUCAAACUCGCAAGAUGCUCCAAGUACUAGAAGUUACAGCAGUCCGUCUGGUCUUAGCUCAUCAUUACAGGAGAGGGAAGCCAGACUACGUGCAAUCGCUUCGGGCCACGUUAGAACCCCCCUCCCACUACAGUCAUCGAGACCUGCAUCGACCAAAACUUCGUCGGGCGCUUCCCCUACCUUAUCCGAGUCUCAACUCGGUGCGACUACCAACUCCGAACCGUCAAGGCUUUCUCCACCUCGAGCAUCAAUCCGAAAACGACCCGCUCGUAACCUUUUCAUCCAACCGAAAAAGAAGAAGGUGAACUGA
Aspergillus nidulans FGSC A4 is the source of this 948-nucleotide messenger RNA. RefSeq names its product elongin A domain-containing protein. Lineage: Eukaryota; Fungi; Ascomycota; Eurotiomycetes; Eurotiales; Aspergillaceae. Bases 1 to 948 code for a protein of 315 amino acids. The transcript is spliced from 3 exons. Gene Ontology annotation, cellular component: nucleus; elongin complex. The record is from RefSeq and is a predicted model, not a curated record. Gene Ontology annotation, biological process: transcription elongation by RNA polymerase II.